Salvelinus namaycush (lake trout) is the source of this 2522-nucleotide messenger RNA. RefSeq names its product G-protein coupled receptor 1-like. The record is from RefSeq and is a predicted model, not a curated record. Gene Ontology annotation, cellular component: plasma membrane. Bases 345 to 1454 code for a protein of 369 amino acids. The transcript is spliced from 3 exons. NCBI's taxonomy places the organism in Eukaryota, Metazoa, Chordata, Actinopteri, Salmoniformes, Salmonidae. Gene Ontology annotation, molecular function: G protein-coupled receptor activity; complement receptor activity. Gene Ontology annotation, biological process: inflammatory response; positive regulation of cytosolic calcium ion concentration; complement receptor mediated signaling pathway.
UACCCGAACAGGAACAAUACCCCAACUCCAGUGAUAAAAUAGGGAUGGAGAUUGGAAUUUCAAUUAAACAUAUCACCGAAUGAGACAAAUGGUAAAGUAUUGGCAGUUGCUAUAGCCUAACUACGUUUACGCCGUUGAACUUCUGAAAGUUUUUAUUUUGGGUGAUUCCGACUCCGAGAGGAUUGGCAGGACAUAGUAACUUUCAGCGACUGGAAGGAUAAGGACCAACCCAGCUGUAUUUUACAAUCUCCGUUUUAAAACAACUGGAGGAACUGUGACCGGGAUAAUUACAAGGACAUUUGUGUCAAAGAAGUGCAAGGGGCAUUCAGGACCUCUGCUUACAAAUGGUAGGUAGUGUUGCAGCAAUGGAAGAAUCCAUGGACGACUAUAACAAUUACACCUACGAUUAUCUGGAGUAUGGAGACUUGGAAGAAGAAAAAGUCAGAGAUGGAUACUCUCAAAGGGAGGCUAUACACAUCAUAUCAGUAGUCAUGUAUAGUAUUUCAUUUGUGCUCGGUGUCACUGGCAAUGGAAUAGUCAUAUGGGUGAUGACAUUUAAAAGCAAACGGACAGUGAACAGUGUAUGGUUGCUGAACAUGGCUAUAGCAGAUUUUGUGUUUGUGCUCUUUUUACCCUUCUCUAUCGACUACGUUCUUCGAGACUUCCACUGGUCCUUUGGGCUGGUCAUGUGUAAGCUAAACUCGUUUGUGUCUGUGAUGAACAUGUAUGCCAGUGUGCUCUUUCUCACAGUGCUCAGUCUAGACAGGUAUGUCUCAUUGAUUCACCUUAGCUGGUCUCAGAGGUGUCGCAGUGUAUGGCGAGCCUGGAUCGUAUGUGGCUGUGUGUGGGGGGUGUCUGCUCUACUGAGCCUCCCUACCCUGAUAUUCCGUGACACUGUGAGUUACCGUGACCGGGUGAUGUGCUUCAACAACUUUAAUGUCCAGGAUAGACAUACAGCUGCUGUGAGACACAUUACGUUGGUGGUCAUCCGUGCUGCAGUGGGAUUCCUACUGCCUUUCAGUGCCGUCUGUGUGACUGGAAUUCUCCUGGCAAUCAAAGUCCACCAGUCGGACGAUUCUGUGUGCCUGUCUAGCUUUUCUAAGACAGUUUCAGCUGUCAUUCUGGCCUUCUUUUUGUGCUGGGCACCAUUCCAUACCCUUAGUUUAAUGGAGCUUUCCUUAAACUCAUCACUGUACCUACAUGCUGUUCUGAAGACAGGCUUUCCUCUUGCUACUAGCUUAGCCUAUUUCAACAGCUGCGUCAACCCCUUCAUCUACAUGCUGGUGGGUAAGAAGGUUCGCCAGCUCCUGAAACGCUCGUGUCUGGACAUCACAAAGAGUACUCUGCGGGAGCUCAACCAGUCCAUCUCUGCAACUGAAUCAGUGCCUAUAGCAGACAUAAGACCUCCAUACAUCAGUUCACCACAGGAUCCCACAGAAUCAUCAACGGUUUGAUUAUACUGACCUAAUCCCACAGUUACCUAUAGCAGAAACCAUCAGAAACUGCCCUUUGACCUAAUCCCACAGUUACCUAUAGCAGAAACCAUCAGAAACUGCCCUUUGACCUAAUCCCACAGUUACCUAUAGCAGAAACCAUCAGAAACUGACCUUUGACCUAAAAGAGCCAGCCUGACCAUUAUUUUAGUCCAAAUGUGACUUAUUUUAUAUUUUACUUCAGUGUAACAUUUGUGCUAGUUGUUUGAGUUGAAUACUUCCAAGUAGCAAUUACUUUGAGUGCCAACGUCUGUUUGAGUGACCUCAUAGGAAAACUUGAGUAAAGACGUGCGCUAAAAGUAUAACUUGCACAGGGGAAAAGAGGCAACUUUAAUGAUUUUAAAAAGAAGUAUCUGAUCCUAUUUACCCUGAAGACAAAUAGGAAAGGAGGCCACCCUUCCCCACUUUAUCUGUAACAGACUGUCUCUGGAACAGGUUGUCUCUGGAACAGGCUGUCUCUGGAACAGACUGUUUCUGGAACAGGUUGUCUCUGGAACAGGCUGUCUCUGGAACAGGCUGUCUCUGGAACAGGCUGUCUCUGGAACAGGCUGUUUCUGGAACAGGCUGUCUCUGGAACAGACUGUCUCUGGAACAGGCUGUCUCUGGAACAGGGAUGAUUAGAAGCAGAUCUACCAUUUUCAUAAACACUUUGUAUUUAGAUUUCGGUCAUCAAACAAAUCCAAGUUUAACCCUGACGGGAAUUUAGUCCUUCUCUUUCUUAUUACGUUGAAACAUUUGCCAUUACAAGUUGAUUUGCUGUUGUAGUGUACUCUGUUAUUAUAUGGCUGCUGUACACAUGUACACAAAUUCUAUUAGGUCGUUCUUUAUAUUUUCUAAUUAUAUUAAGCGUAUAAAUUAAUCUCAAUGUUUACAUGACAUUUUCCAAUCGUGUUCACAUUAUUGGAACACUAUCACUGUGUGGGAUUUUUUUUGUGGGAAUUUGAAAUAUAUGAGGGAAAUUUGGCAUGCAAUUGAUUUGUUAAUUGUAAUAUACUUGAGUCAAAGGAAUAAACAAUGAAUCCAAUCCGU